This is a messenger RNA of Betta splendens (Siamese fighting fish), 2816 nucleotides long. RefSeq names its product SH3-domain binding protein 1 (gene sh3bp1). The coding region runs from base 245 to 2509 and encodes 754 amino acids. The record is from RefSeq and is a predicted model, not a curated record. Gene Ontology annotation, molecular function: GTPase activator activity; protein binding. Gene Ontology annotation, biological process: regulation of Rac protein signal transduction; signal transduction; regulation of actin cytoskeleton organization. NCBI's taxonomy places the organism in Eukaryota, Metazoa, Chordata, Actinopteri, Anabantiformes, Osphronemidae. The transcript has 18 exons. Gene Ontology annotation, cellular component: cytosol; cytoplasm; intracellular anatomical structure.
UCUUCCUCCUCAGAGCUGUGACUUCCUCAUUGGCCGACGCGUGUUAGAUGUGACUUACGAGCACCCUCCUAAAACAAGAACGAAAACCGGCGGCCAAAACAGGCACGCAGAAACGCACAGAGGCACCGGCUGCAGAUGAGGCAUCGCCAGCGACUCCGUUAGCGCCUGGGGAGCCAAAUAACCUGAGGGGGAACGAGCAGGACGGGCCCAGAAGAAGAGAGGCUGGUCGGGCUCCACUGCCAGCAUGCUGCGACAGUCCCUGAGCAUCCUGAAGCAGCUCAGCUCUGCAGCGAGGUCACAAGAUGCCACUGAGCUUUUACAUGAGGACCUGGUUUUGGUGGAGCAGCGGGUGGAGCCGACCAAAAAGGCGGCGCAGGUCCUCCACAAGAAGCUGCUGGGCUGCAUGCAGAGCCAGCCGGGGCUGGAGGCCGAGAGGCGCAUGAAAAAGCUCCCGCUGAUGCUGCUGUCUGUCAGCAUGGCAGAAAGCUUCAAGGACUUCGAUGCAGAGUCUUCCAUCAGGCGAGUCCUGGAGAUGUGCUGCUUCAUGGAGAAGAUGCUGGCGAACAUGCUGGCAGACUUUGAAAUGAAACUAGAGAAGGAGGUUCUGGAGCCACUCAACAAGCUCAGUGAGGAUGAUUUACCAGAGAUUCUCAGAAAUAAAAAGCAGUUUGCAAAGCUCACCACGGACUGGAACAACGCAAGAGCCAAGAGCCAGGCCAGCACUGGUCCUCAGGCCAAGCAAGAUGGUCUCAGGGAGGAGGUGGAAGAGGCCUGGAGGAAGUUGGAGAGCAUCAAGGACCAGUACUCUGCAGACCUGUAUCACUUUGCCACCAAAGAAGACGACUACGCCAACUACUUCAUCCGCCUGCUCGAGCUACAAGCAGAAUACCACAAUCACUCCCACCAGUUCCUGGAGAAAAACAUCAGCGAGCUCAAAGAGAAUCACAGUCAGAAAGGUCACGCGCUGAGCCUCUCCAGUCAGAAGGUCUACAGGGAGCCCCUGCACGCUCACCUGUCUCAGAGCAACAGGGAGAUCGCUGCACCCAUCCAGGAGUGCAUUCACAUGCUGCUGAAGACGGGCAUGCGGGAGGAGGGCCUGUUUCGUCUCACGGCGGCAGCGUCGGUGGUGAAGAGGCUGAAAACGUGUUUGGAUCAGGGAACAGUCGAACACGGCGACUUCAGCAUGGACCCCCACGCUGUGGCUGGAGCCCUGAAGUGUUACCUGCGAGAGCUUCCUGAACCUCUGAUGACCUUUGAACUCUACAGUGAGUGGUUUAAAGCAGCAGGGGAAAAGGACAUGACAGAGAAGCUGGAGCAGUUCAGAGCACUACUGAAGAGGCUCCCGCCUGAGAACUACAACAACCUCAGGUACCUGAUCCAGUUCUUGUCUCUGCUGUCGGAACAACAGGCUGUGAACAAGAUGACACCCAGCAACAUCGCCAUUGUCCUGGGGCCCAACCUGCUCUGGCCUCGAGCUGAAGGCGAAGCCGCUCUGCUCGACAUGGCGUCUGCUUCUUCGGUCCAAGUGGUCACGGUGAUCGAGCCCCUCAUUCAGCACUGCUCCAGCCUCUUCCCCGAAGCCGUGUCCUUUGACGUCCAGGACCUACCUGCCGUUCCAGAUGUGCCGCUGCCUUCUCCCAUUUCCCAAGCUCCGAUCCCAGAAAAGGAGCCUCUGAGCAGAACAGCCUCCUCCUCUUCAUCCACGUCCUCCUCGUGCGCCUCUUUUCACCUCCCUCUCUCCAAGACGAGCAGCACGGCUUCUCUGGACAGCGCCGGCUUCUUCCUGGUGAAGUCUGGCUCCGUGAGCCGCAGCGGCACCACCACCUGGGGCAGCCCCGUGUCCGAGGCGGCGCCACCGACGCCUCCCUCCUCCUCGGCGCCGAUCCCCGACGCUUCCGCUGCCGGCGGCUCAGCAACAAACCAGGUGCCGGUUCCUCCUCCCAGAGGGACCACUGCCAACAGGAGUCCCGUCCAGAAGCAGAGCUCGGACCAGUCCCAGCUGGAGCCCAUUCUGGAAGCGCCUCCGGAAUCUCCCAAGGCACUAGUGAUGAUCAACUCACCGUAUAAACCCAAAAGAACCUUCCCUCUGAACAAAAGCCACGAGCCGGUGACGGUUCAGUACUCCAAACCCAGAGCCCCCCUGCCCCCCAAGCUCCAGGCCCCCCCCCGGCCCCCCGCCGCCCCAGUGGACGCCGACACUGUGACGCAGCCCACGCCUGCGACCCAGCAGACGCCUGCGACCCAGCCCACGCCUGCGACCCAGCAGACGCCUGCGACCCAGCCCACGCCUGCGACCCAGCAGACGCCUGCGACCCAGCCCACGCCUGCGACCCAGCAGACGCCUGCGACCCAGCAGACGCCUGCGACCCAGCCCACGCCUGCGCCUCGGGGGCAGGCGGCCAUCGUCAAAAAGCCUCCGCCCAAAAAACCCGGAGUAAGAGCCCCCAAAUGCCCCCCCCCACUGCCGCCGCCGUCACAGGCCAAAGAGGUGUCCACGUUAGCACAAUGAAGACACAACCUAUGACGAACUCCUGAACUCCUUCUCAGCUACAGCUCUUCGACCGUGCAGAUGCCUGGUUGGUUGUUGAUGAUAACACUGUUUUAUAUUGUUUAUGAACAACCCUAUUCUUGCAUUGGUCAGUCUGAUAAAUCUUUGCCUGCUUCACUUACUUACUUUGGGUUUAUCUAUGUUUUCAUAACCAGUAUUACCUAUUUAUUUGCUUAAGGUUUGGAUUAUUUACGGUAUAUAUUUCCCAGUAUGCUAAAUAUAUUUUGGUAAAAGAAAUACUGUAAAUAAAAUUAAUGAUUCUACAACA